AUGCCUAGUCAACUUUCGUUUUCCACUCUACCGGAGUUCGAAAAUGCUCAGCAAAACCUGAAGAAGCUCAAAGAGGAGCCCGAUAAUGAUGUGAAGCUGAAGCUUUACGGGCUUUUCAAACAAGCAACCGUUGGCGAUGUUCAAGGAAAGCGACCAGGAAUGAUGGAUUUUGUCGGAAGAGCCAAAUUCGAUGCUUGGAGUGCUUUGAAAGGAACCACGAAGGAAAAAGCUCAAGCUGAAUAUGCGAAUGUUGUUAAAGGAUUGGCAGCUGAAGAAUCGCAGUCCACAUCCGAUUCUUCGACGACACUCGAAGGGCUUACGCCAGUUUCUGGUUUACAAGUUACUCGUGAGGGAAAAGUCUUCAAAAUUACUUUGGACCGCCCGAAGAAAUUUAAUGCGCUUACUUAUGAGAUGUACGAAGGCAUCGGAAAUGCUCUUGAAGCAUCGAAUGCUGAUAAGUCGACAUCUUUAACUGUAUUCACCGCGAAUGGCAAUUAUUUCUCUUCUGGAAAUGAUUUGACAAACUUCAAGGGAGCAGCUGGAGGAUCGAAAGAAGUGGUGGCGGAAAUGGCGAAGAACGGACGAGCUGUUCUCAAAAAAUAUGUCGAUACGUUCAUUAAUCACGAAAAACCACUUAUUGCGCUAAUUAAUGGACCGGCCAUCGGAAUUUCAGUGACUGUUUUGGGAAUGUUUGAUUAUAUUAUUGCUUCAGAUAAGGCUACUUUCCAUACGCCGUUUGCUCCGCUUGGUCAAUCUCCAGAAGGAUGCUCCUCGUACACUUUCCCAUUGAUUAUGGGCAGUGCUAGAGCUUCUGAGCUUCUUCUUCUAUGCAAGAAAAUCACUGCUCACAAAGCGGCUGAAUACGGAUUGAUCAAUGAAGUGAUCCCAGAUUCAGAGUUUCAGGCUUAUUGUCAGAAAACCGUCGAAGAGUUCUCGAAUAUUCCCCCUGAGAGUCUCCGAAUCAACAAAACACUUCUUCGCUCUUUGCAUAAGGAGCAAUUGUUGAAGAUUAAUGAGACGGAAUGCGAUAUAUUGGCUCAACGCUGGCAAUCAAAAGAAUGCCAUCAAGCUAUUGCCUCAUUCCUUACAAGAUCGAAAAAAUAG
Messenger RNA from Caenorhabditis bovis, 1104 nucleotides. The record is from the annotation of a GenBank genome assembly. Lineage: Eukaryota; Metazoa; Nematoda; Chromadorea; Rhabditida; Rhabditidae.